GUAGGUGUGAGGAUCAGUAUUUCUGGCCAUGUGAAAAGUGUACAGUAUAUGGAUCCUGUGAUGACGUCUCUAAUAUCUCAUGUGGCUGCAUCAGCGUUCUUCCAAAUGAUGGACACUUGUGCCAACCGCUCACUGAGAUGACCAAUAAGUCUUCCUGUUCAGCUCCAGCAACCAGAGCUGAAUUCCUGAUUGAAAUGGAGGUUGAUGCACUAGAUAUAACAAUCCUGAAUCCUAUGAGGAACGUUUUAAUGAUCCUUAGCUUACUUUCAAUGAACAGAAACAUCAAUAUUACUGAAAUGAACAUCACUACAGUGUGCCGCUUGAUCGAUAUUAAAUAUCAGUGUCGGUGUGAGGAUCAAUAUUUUAUGCCAUGUGAAAAGUGUACAGUAUAUGAGUCUUGUGAUGACGUCACUAAUGCCUUAUGUGGCUGCAUCAAUGCUCUUCCAAAUACUGGAAACUUCUGCCAACCAAUCAGUGAGCUGGCCAAUAACUCCACCUGUCCAGCUGUUACACCUACAGCUGAAUAUUUGUUUGAGGUGGAGCUUGGUGCAGUAGACAUAACAAUCCUGAAUCCUGUAGGAAUCCUUUCAGCAACCUCCGACUUAACUGUCAAAAAAAGUAACAUCACAAUCACUAAAAUGAACAUCACUACAGUGUGCAGUAUGAAUGGUACUGUACAUCAGUGUAGGUGUGAGGAUCAGUAUUUCUGGCCAUGUGAAAAGUGUACAGUAUAUGGAUCCUGUGAUGACGUCUCUAAUAUCUCAUGUGGCUGCAUCAGCGUUCUUCCAAAUGAUGGACACUUGUGCCAACCGCUCACUGAGAUGACCAAUAAGUCUUCCUGUUCAGAUCCAGCAACCAGAGCUGAAUUCCUGAUUGAAAUGGAGGUUGAUGCACUAGAUAUAACAAUCCUGAAUCCUAUGAGGAACGUUUUAAUGAUCCUUAGCUUACUUUCAAUGAAGAGAAACAUCAAUAUCACUGAAAUGAACAUCACUACAGUGUGCAGUUUGAUCGAUAUUGAGUAUCAGUGCAGGUGUGAGGAUCAAUAUUUCUGGCCAUGUGAAAAGUGUACAGUAUAUGAGGCUUGUGAUGAUGUCACUAAUGCCUUAUGUGGCUGCAUCAAUGCUCUUCCAAAUACUGGAAACUUCUGCCAACCAAUCAGUGAGCUGGCCAAUAACGCCACCUGUCCAGCUGUUACACCUACAGCUGAAUAUUUGUUUGAGGUGGAGCUUGGUGCAGUAGACAUAACAAUCCUGAACCCUGUAGGAAUCCUUUCAGUAACCUCCGACUUAACUGUCAAAAAUAGUUACAUCACAAUCACUAAAAUGAACAUCACUACAGUGUGCAGUAUGAAUGGUACUGUAUAUCAGUGCAGGUGUGAGGAUCAGUAUUUCUGGCCAUGUGAAAAGUGUACAGUAUAUGGAUCCUGUGAUGACGUCUCUAAUAUCUCAUGUGGCUGCAUCAACGUUCUUCCAAAUAAUGGACACUUGUGCCAACCGCUCACUGAGAUGACCAAUAAGUCUUCCUGUUCAGCUCCAACAACCAGAGCUGAAUUCCUGAUUGAAAUGGAGGUUGAUGCACUAGAUAUGACAAUCCUGAAUCCUAUGAGGAACAUUUUAAUGACCCUUAGCUUAUUUUCAAUGAACAGUAACAUCAAUAUCACUGAAAUUAACAUCACUACAGUGUGCAGUUUGAUCGAUAUUGAGUAUCAGUGCCGGUGUGAGGAUCAAUAUUUCUGGCCAUGGGAAAAGUGUACAGUAUAUGAGUCUUGUGAUGAUGUCACUAAUGCCUUAUGUGGCUGCAUCAAUGCUCUUCCAAAUACUGGAAACUUCUGCCAACCAAUCAGUAAACUGCCCAAUAACUCCACCUGUCCAGCUGUUACACCUACUGUACCAACCAUACUCACUCCACUGACACAAUCUGCUGAAAUUACAGCUAAUGCAACUGCUGCAACAACAUCCAACACAAUUACCCUCAGCACAUCCCCAGCUUACAUAACAACUUCUAACAUGACAAACUACACAACUACACCCAACACUUCCCCAGCCCACAUAACCACUGCUGCCGUGACAAACUCCACAACUACUUCCAACACAUCCCCAGCCUAUAUUGACACUGCUGCCAUGACAAACUCCACAACUACACCCACCACUUCCCCAGCCUACAUAACCACUGCUGCCAUGACAAACUCCACAACCACACCCACCACGUCCCCAGACUACAUAACCACUGCUGCCAUGACAAACUCCACAACCACACCCACCACGUCCCCAGACUACAUAACCACUGCUGCCAUGACAAACUCCACAACUACACCCACCACUUCCCAGGCUACAUAACCACUGCUGCCAUGACAA
This is a messenger RNA of Silurus meridionalis, 2354 nucleotides long. RefSeq lists its product as uncharacterized. The coding region runs from base 138 to 2336 and encodes 732 amino acids. NCBI's taxonomy places the organism in Eukaryota, Metazoa, Chordata, Actinopteri, Siluriformes, Siluridae. The transcript has 18 exons. The record is from RefSeq and is a predicted model, not a curated record.